ACCAACGUCACCCUGAGGCAAACAUGGCGCCGAUCGAGCUGGCCAAAGUUGUUUUUUGCCUGCAGUUAUUGUGGUUUGCUAGCAUAGACUGCAAACACGAUCAUCCCAUUCCGACGUAUUUCGGUCGAGUGCAUCCUAACGGAACUAUUGUGGACGCUAGAAAUCCAGAAAACAGGCUUAAACUAAACUUUCCUCCCAAACCAACGUGUCUGGACCCGGGCGCUGUGUUGAAGGUGUCUCCUUCUUCCAACAUAGACAAUGGCGCAGAAGUCACAGUUAUGUGGUCUGGGGUGUCAUCACCAAGUGCCAAGGAUGUUGUGAUUCUGUAUUGCCCUCCAGACGCCGAGCCAGAUCACUAUCUGGAUUUUAUUUACGUCAGUAGUAUCUCCUCUUACACGAAAGGUUAUGGCGAAUUUGCAGUUCGACUUUGGAAUCUAAGAAAGGAAUGCCAGUUUGGAUAUUACAGAAACGACAAUUAUACUCUCGUUGUGGUUAAAAGUGAAGUUUUAACUUUUAAAGGAGGGGCAGAGAUUCCCCUUCAAGGACAUUUGGCGCUGACAGGGAAUCCCACGGAAAUGAGGGUUAUGUGGGUUUCCGGUUCAAGUAAGUUCAUACCCCGUGGGAUAUAUUGGAGAGUCCCCUAUCCUUAUUCUCGUGUUAAAAGAAUCAGUGGUGCAAACAUACUGUAGCCUGCAUAAUAGGCACUUUAUGAGCCCAGUACGGUGAACGUGGCAUUUUGUGCGAAGCACAAAUUUUUCUCCUCCCCUCGUCUCGCUCUUCGCACUCGUUUCGCACUUUGCGCAAAAAUGCCGCAUUCGCCUCGCUUGGCUCAUAAAGCACCUGUUAUGCAGGCUAUACAUACCAUUGGGAAAUGUAUUUCUUUAUCUUCCAUUCAACAACUUGCCACCAAGAAUCAGGUUUUUUUUUUCUGCGUUGAGCAACUACAGAAUACAGUAAGAUCUAAACAGAAGUUGGCUCGUUGGCUCACUAGUCCUGAACAAGUGUUUAAAAAAUGAGGAAGAUAAGUCUGAGAUAGCAAGUAUGGUACAUAUAAGUGUAAAAGAACAAGGAAAGGUAUAUAUCGCAGUGGCUUGGUGGGUUGUCAUUUGAGGUUCGAGGCUUAAAGAAGGAGAAAGGUAUAUGUUUCACUGGCCUGGCAACUUUUCAGCUGGGAUUGCUGAGCUGCCAAACAACCCCAACGAAUGUAACUUUAUUUUUCUUACCGUAGAAAAUUAACCCUGCAUUCUGCUCUUGUGCUUUUUUUCUCUUUUCAGAGGACACUCCCAUUGUUCAUUAUGGCACAGACCCAUCUGUGAUGUCUGUCGUCAAAGGAAACAUCAGCAAAACAUACACUGCAGAUGAUAUGUGUGCAGCGCCAGCUAAUAGUGCACAGUUUGUGGAUCCUGGUUUCAUCCAUGAUGUUUUGUUAACAAACUUAGAGCCGGGAACACGAUAUUAUUAUUCCUAUGGGUCAGAAAAGGUACGUGUAGGGUUUUUAGAACUUAUAUAUGGCUAUUUCAAUAACUUAUUUAUCAAAGUAAACCCGUAGGUAACCCAUGAAUAAUUGUGUAGAAGGUCCUCUUGACCCCUCCCACAUCUUUGACCUCAGAACUUUUGCGCCACUGUAUCUCAACCACAAACCAAAAAUACACCAAACAACCAGCCAAAUAACUACCUGCUAGGCAGGCUACUACUAGUGUCGAGAAGCAACUGACUUUUUCGUGCCACCUUUUAUGAUGAAAACUACUAAUAGAAGGUAAUGGUUGUACAUUUUAAUGCCUUGGUAAAUUUCCAAGCUUAAUAUGAUUAUACCAGCUAUGAGUGCAAAGUUUGUGAUUCACUUUAAGAGAGAAGAUUACCAAGAGCUAUAAUUCAUAAUUAUUGAUAUUAUAAUAUGGGUAUAUAAUUGCAGAAUAUAGCAGGUGGAUGAAGAGGAUGCUGUCAGGGGAGGGUCGAGUUCGUUAUCAGGACUAAUUUGUGAAAUUAUUAAUUCAGUUGGUCGGGGAAAUGCUAUGGCAACCAUGUCAAAACAAGAGAAAGUCCUUUGUGUUUCUUAAAAUCAAGUUAUGAAUGUCUCUCAUUUCAGUCAAUGAGUCCUGUUCACCAUUUCAACACCUCACCACCAGUAGGCUCAGAGGAUAAGUUUACAGCCUUGGUAUAUGGAGAUAUGGGUGUUUCACCUGUACCACGGGCUUAUAAAACAGCUGAAUAUGCAACAAGGGAAGCACUAAGUGGAAAUGCAGCAUUUGUCUUUCACAAUGGUGACAUAUCUUAUGCUCGAGGAUAUGUAAGUGAAUUUAACUGGUUUUUUUUUAUCCCCCAAGGUUGUGAUUCCUGGAAAAUUAAUAAUAUUGUUUUGUUGUUGUUGUUCUUAUUGCUAUUAUUAUUAUCAUCAUUGUUGUUAUUAUUAUUAUUAAAAAGGUUUGAACUCCAUGAGUCCUUUUUACUUCCACAGUCAAAUUAUUAUAAGACAUGUACCAUGUGAUGCAAGACUAACUUUGAGACGGUGGGUCCUUUUUACAGUAUUCCCAUAGCAUAACCUCUCAAAUGAGACUUCUUGGGCAGUGCUUUCACAUGAUGCUAUUGUUAGGUUUUUGUUACUUGAGGGACUCCUGAGAAUGAAGUGAUUACAGAGUCACUGCCCUGUCCGAUUUAACAUACUCAUGGUCUCAUGAAAUAGAGAGGAGCUUGCUUUAGGGUUGAUUUAAUAGCAAGGGAAAAUUAAACUACCAAGAGUUGUGAGAGAAGUAAACACCAGUGCAACCAAACUGAUUAGAAAAUGCAUCCGAAUGGAAAUUUUAUUUCUAGAUAGCUUGUAAUUAAAACUGAUUUGAUGAACUGUAAUCCCCUGUGAUUCUUGCUUAUAAUCCUGCACUUGAUCACUAAAACACUUGUUAUAUUUCCUCAGGUAGAAUCUUUCCAUCUAGUCUAAUGGUAUAUAUUUAGUAGUAAUUGGCAAUAUAAAAUGUGCAUAAGUGGAGUAAAUGUUAAUUUUUUCACAGAGUACUGUCUCUUUUACCCUUUGAGGUCAUUUCCUCCUUAUAAUUCUGUAUGCAUUGCAGGCCUACAUUUGGGAACAAUGGCAUGCAGUUAUUGAACCAUAUGCCACCAUUUUACCUUAUAUGGUGGGCAUAGGGAACCAUGAGCAGGAUCACAUGUCAGGAGGGUCCAAGGACCCCAGUGGGGCCCCAGGAGAAGGCUUCCAUCCUUGGUGGGCCCCAGGUUAUGGCACAGAUUCUGGUGGAGAGUGUGGCGUACCGAUGUAUUACCGUUUUCAUAUGCCUGACAAUGGAAAUGCAGUUUGGUGGUGAGAAGAUCAUUAAAAUUUAAUGUUAAACAAUUAUGGUCCAGAUAAGAAGGAAAGUAAGAGUGACAAGACCUCACUAUUGUCUGUACUACACAGUCUCCUGAUUGGUUUAAACAGCAUUUUGUUUGAAAACCUCACAAAGCAACAUCCAGAUUAAUCCUUAGUUUUCCAUACGACUUCCUUAUGACAAAAUCUUGUCUGACUCCAAAUAACAGAGAAAUCUUAUGUGAAUUUCAUAGAACAUAAACUUUUCUCCUCUCUUGUUUGCAACUCUUAUGAUUGGUUAAAAUCUUUAAACACAAGGAAAUGCCCUUUCAAAGUGGAUUUUAAUACAUUAUAUUUCAUAAAGUGCCUUUCAGUAGUUUCAUAUAUUCUUUGUGUAAAAAUAAAAACGUUUCUAUUUGAGGAAAGCAUAUUGCCUCAUAACAAAAGAAAUUGCCUCCUGCAUUAUCCAGACCAUUCCUUAACAUUCUUUGUUUGUGGUGAAGAAAGAGCACUUGUCUUCUCUAUCUAGUAACGGGCACUUCACUCAAAUAUUAUUUGAAUCAAAAUGGUACAAAAAAUAACAUAGCAGUCCAUCACGAUUGUCCCGCGCUUGAGUGAUUAAAGAAGGAAGAAGGGAUAUAAUGUAUCUCUUCAGGUGGGCAAGUGAAAAAAGGCUGGUGUAGACCAUUUUCUUCUCUGCUUGUUCACUACCUGCUGUCUCACUGUGACAGCUGCUUGCCUUCUAGCCUAAGCCAUCGAAAGAACUACACUUCUGGUCUCUGAAACAGCACCAAGAAUCCUUGUUCUGAGCCUCCAACAUUGUUUUGUACCAGGAUUUGAGUACCCACCAUGAAUGGCAUGUUAAAAAGAUAUUAUCAAUGUGCCAAUCAGGUUGAAGGGAAAUUUGAAAGGCAUAAAUUUCCAGUAAUCCGUUGAAUCCACUGGGGCCUAGAACAGGGAUAUCAGUGCUGCUUUGCAGACGUUACUAUUCGGGGAUAGAUUAUGUUUGUGAUGCAGGCUACUUGCCUUCAUAACUGACUGAAGAAGGAGUGCUAGCAGUCUACAAUACUCGUAAAAAAUCUUGAAACACUUGUGCGUUUCCCCUUCCCGAAUGUUGAUUUGGGCAUUACAGUCGUCUCAGUGCUCCAAAAUACGCGUAAUCCACUCAACAUUGGGGAUGGAGAGGGGCACAUUUGAGUGAGAACAAAGGUCUGAAGAGUGAAUGUAAGGAAUUUUCGAGAAAAUUCAAGAGAAACGGUUUCUGUAAUGCAGGCUGUAUGCUUUAUUUACUCUAUCAUGUAUUUGAUGCCAAUAGGUACAGCUUUGAUUAUGCCAGUGUGCAUUUCAUCAUGAUGAGUACAGAACAUAACUUUACUCAAGGCUCUCCACAGUAUGACUGGAUGGAACAAGACCUGAAGAAUGUCAACCGCUCCCUCACCCCCUGGGUGGUCAUGGCAGGUCACAGAGCAAUGUACACAAGCCAGAUGAUCGAAAGUAAGGAUUUACUUGAAAGAGCACCAAGCUCUUAUUUACUUUCUUGUCUUUUGGAGCAGUGGGUCUUAUUUGGGGCGUGGUGCUUAAUUAAAACUGCCUAUUUACAAAUGCUUGAUAAUCUCUUCUCUGUAUUAUUAUUAUUAUUAUUAUUAUUAUUAUUAUUAUUAUUAUUAUUAUUAUUAAAUUAUUAUUAUUAUUAUUAUUAUUAUUAUUAUUAAAUUCUGAAUUCUGUCGUGGUCCAGUUCACUACAAACCUACAACAUUAAUCAAAAACACAUCAUUUUCCGGUAGCCAGCUUAGCAGGCUCUUGGAAGUAAUGGACGCAAGGAAGAACAGAGCGUGCGAGGAAGACUCGCGUAUCUCCGUCGGGCGUCCCUUUUUUUUUUGCAUAUUACGUUCAAGCACCUGCUCCGCUGGUUAUUUUUCCUGCAACAGACUCAGGGUUCGUAUAGGUCAUGGAAAACCUGGAAGGUCCUUAAAGUUUUGUUUGGUAGAUUAGUUACUGCAGGUGACAAAGCAAGGAUAACGUAAGAUAAAGAGGAGUAAUUAAACAGCGCAAACGGCACGCAUUUUGGUGGAUACCAGAGUUUGUUUCUGUUGAACUGUUCAAGGUAAAAAAAAUAUGCUAAAACAAGUAAAGUUUUGAAAAUUUCGAAAAUGACAGCCAAACCUAAAGUCAUGGAAAACUAAAGAACUCAAAAGAGUACGAACCCUGACUCAGUUAGGGCUUUCGGUACACGUUCUUACUUUGAUUGGCUAACGAUGGAACAAAGUCUGCUCCUUUGCUUCAAAUGUGUCUUGUACUGGUUGACUGAUAUUGGUCCGGUGUACCUAUAUGGUUGUUAGUAACAAGUAUGUAACAGGUUCCUCUCCUCCCAUUUCAGGCGACUACAUCAUCUCGCUUGGAAUGCAAAAGGCGUUCGAGUCGUUGCUUCUUAAAUACAAAGUUGACUUGGCCUUCUGGGCGCAUUACCACAGCUACGAGCGUACAUGCCCUGUGCGGUUGGGCCAGUGCACCCCUGGUGCUCCUGUGCACAUCGUCGUGGGCACAGCUGGCAAGAGUUUGGAUCUGGAAGAUUAUUUUCCUAUGAGCUGGUCUUUAUAUCACGAGAAUAAUUAUGGGUAUGGAAGAUUAACUCAAGCUAACCGCUCGGCACUUCAUUGGGAGUGGGUUGAAAACACAAGCGGCGUCGUUAAAGACCAAGUCUGGUUGACUAAAUAGGCUUUAAUAAAAGCCUUCGUGUGAGGAUUUUCUUUCUAUCACUCUCUCCCAUUUUCGCACCCCUCCCACCCCCCACCCCUCCCUCCCUCUCCACUUAGGAAAUGCUUCCCUGUUAGCAGAGGUCUCUCACGGCGAAAGAAAAAUGAUUAGAAAGAGAGAGACCUCUCCCGGCCCCCGAUGCGUUUUCUAUCGUGUACGGCGUUUACUUAACAACCAGUAACGUUUUAGACACGUAGGACACAACUUACAAAACCGGUUUGCGCAAUAACUACUGUGGGCUCAGAAAUCCCCAGCGUGCUGUCUAAACAGGGCACGCGCAUUCCACAUUAAACGAAACUGGUGUUCUCUAGUCGUCGGCUAAAUGAAAGCGUCGGAGGUCGGCAGCAGAGGUCUCUCUCUUUCCUCUCCUUUUUCUCCUCCUCCCGUGAAAGACCUCUGCCUGCAGGAAAAGGGAAAACCCGUGCUCAGUCUAAUCUUUUCUCGAUGAUUGUUCUUUAGCAACUGUUAUUUUUCUAGAGAAAAUGAAUGGAUUAGACGGACGUUUUGUAAAAUAUUUUGGUGUGAAGUAAAUAAAUAAAUCACGUGUAAAGAAAGAAAUUAUGGUUAAGAGUAGCACAACUACAUUGUGGUUAAUCGCCAACGUCUCCUGAUGGAAUUGGGAUUUGGAAAUGUUGGUUUUUGAGGAGAGGGAACGGGAAAACCGGGCUACUCAGGAAGAAAUCUCUUGGGACAAGGAUACUGAAGUACCAACAGCAAACUCAACCCAUAAAUGGCGUUUCACGCGGUUAAAGGCCGAGAGGAAUUUGCAAAAGCUAAGCAAAGUACUUCGAAGCUAAGGUUGUUUCUUUCAGUGUGCUGCACAUGCAGAGUUGUUGUUUUGCUUAACAAACGUAUAACUAUUUUGACGACCUCGUUGCGGUCGUCGUCGUCGAUGCUAAAGCUCCCUUUUGUCUCAGGAGCGCCACGGGACGCGAGGAGACAAAAUCGGCUGCAAGGUAAACAACUUAAACUGGAGCAAAAAUCAAAACGUAAAGCAGAUCCUUGUUAUUUAUUUAUUUAUUUAUUUAUUUCGCUACUCAUUUCUUUCUUUCGGUAGUUUGAGAUUGCAGAACAUAACUAGUACCUGGAAGAUCUCAGCAUUGUGCCAAAACUUAACCCACAAAAUCGUAAUCCUAAUUUCCGUGUCUUAAAAAUUUUCCAUCAAGGGUUAAAUGGAUAUAAUUCCGCACCAAAAAAGAAGAAAAUUGGAAAUAUUAAUUACAAAAAGAACUUGUAGAAAUUGAAUGUUUGUGUUUAUUCAUCAUCUGAAUUGAAGCCUUCUCGGAUACACAGCAAAAUACGUUGAAUAUUACACAAACCACCGCAUUUCAAAAGGUUGGGCAGCAAGGUUUCGAUACGUGGAGGCACCGCCUCCUGGCCGAAAAGGUAUCCCUUUCGUAUGCCUUCUAGUUAAAAAUGGUACCCCUUAAGCAUAACUAGUUGAGAAAUUUACAUCCCUUUCAGCUGCCGUAAUGCAUCAGUCAAUUCCACCUGCGCCCAGGCCCACCCCCCCCCCGGGCUGACCCCAGGGAAUUAGCAUUUUUUUUGCCUUGGAUGGCAAAUUCCCGGGGGUGGGGACCCUUGAGCUGGCAAUUCCCCCGGGGUGGGGAAGAAAAAAGAGGGCAAAUGCCCCGUCCUCCCUCAACAGUGCAACAUUUUUUAUUGAUCGCAGAGUCCAAUAGUGCCAUUUUAAAGUGCGAUUUUUUGUUUCAAUUAAAGUCUUCCUUUGUAAUAGCGCUAGGAUUCUAAUUAAGAUUUCAGGCCGCGACGACAUGCACUAGUUUAUGGUUUUAGUAUUGAUAUAAAAUUAUUGACAUUAAAAUUAAUAGAGCGCUGUAAAGUUAUAUGUUAUUUUUGCUUUACAUAGGAUCAGCUCAAUUAAUUAGAAGACAGGUUAAAAUUGAUCAGUUCUGAAUUUGCUUUUCAUUUCGAUAGAAUAUUUUCAAUAAUCGUUUAACAGCUGUCCGUAUUGAUGUUUGUUACAGUCUAUCAUGAUGCCUGUAUUGAGAAUCUUUUAUUGCGUUUAAUUUUAUUCACAUUUCGAAUAAACCUUAAGGCCCCCCCUCCGUCAAAUGACUGAGUUUACUUUGAGCCCCCCUAUCUUGGCAGCAACUUUAUGUAAUGCCCCCCUUCUAGUUUUUCAGCCCCCUCCUGAUAAUUAUUGCACAGUCCCUUAACGGAGGGUUUUUUGCGUUACCGGUUUGAGGGGCUUACACAUGGAGGGGCUUAUUUUCGGAAUUUUAUGGUACCCGAAGCCUGAAAAAGGUACUCCUUCGGGCGGAGCCUCCCUAGCUGUAUACGCCAUUAUUGAGAGUAUCCUCCCCUGUGUUGGACGCGGCUGCGAUACGGGCGUGGGGCACUAUAUGAAUCUUAACCGAAAAAUCGCUAAAAAAUACCUGCCAAAUUUUCCUACCAAAAAAAUCCUUCGAUCAUCUCCGUCACUUUGAAUCUGGAGUACCCUCACCUUCCUUGGAUUCCACUCCUGUCUCAUCGACACCUGUAGAUGAAUAUGAAAGGGCAAACUGAUCCUUACGGCAAGGCGAUGAACAAGUAAACAAAAGAAUAAAACAAAACAAUAUAAAUUUAAACAAAUUGACCAAUAUUUCGGUUUGAAAACAACCCUACUUCAAGGGCUAAAAGAAAAAUAUGGAAAUAAAACUAAAAGUUCGUUACAAAUAAGAUUUGAAAAAGUGACAAUAAAAACAAUGGAUUGUUAUUGUUGUUGGUUUUCACAUGACUUCACUACAAAACUAUCGAUCCUACCGAGAUUUCGCAUUCAUGGUGUAUUAGAGCAGCUGAAAACUAAUUUUCAAACAAAUUUUCGCUCUAAAAGUUUUUCUACAAAAGCGUGAAUUUAUUCUUCGAGAAACUUAUAAACAUUAAAGUAAUACUUUUUCUAAUACAGGAACUGUUUAGAUAACAAACUAUCCUGAAAUAAGUCAUUGUUUUUUAACCUACAUGACAGCUCACGCAAAAGCUUAGAAAUUCAAGUGUACUCUAUCACAAAACCAAGAACUGUACCCUUUUGACAUAGUUAUUAGAGGAGACUGGUUAUGAAAAGCGGCAAACAUCAAUGAUAAAAGCAACAGUGCUGCAGUUUAUGUUCAAAGCACCGUGAAAGUGCACAAUCCUUUGUUUUCUGUUGGCAAAUUGUUACGGAAUAAAUUAAUGCAACGUUUUUAUUGGUCAAUACAAUCAAAAUGAUAGGAAUUCUUUUGAACGAUGUGCACUUUCAGGUCCACAAAAACAUAUAACAAAGGAGUCUGACGGGUUUCAUAACCAUUCCACUCAAUUAACUAUGCUUUUGAAACGAAAAUUUGUAUGAAAAUUAGUUUUAAGCUGCUCUAAUGCAUCGUGAAAGUAAAAUCUCGGUAGGAUCGAUAGUUUUUUAGUUUGAAUUUUAGUGACGUUAUGUGAGGGGAAAAAAGAGUCACAUUGUGGCCAUGUGUCAGGUUACACAAUGGUUAAAGUGCGCAAAUUCUGCUGAUAGUCGUAGGGAAACAUGGCAUCUUGGUGGGCUGUUGUGGUUUCGUGUUUGCUUCUUGGCUUAUUUAGCUCAGAAGCAAAGAAAGGCCAUCCAGUUCUUACAUAUUUCAGACGAAGUAACUCUGAAGGCGUUAUUUUGGAUGUGCGAGACUUGAGGAAUCACAUCAAUUUUACUCACCCUAUCGUCACCAGAUUUGCUCCCGCGGCCACUUUGAAAGUCAGUCCGGAACUGGUGGAAAACGGGGAGUUGGUGAAUGUUUCGUGGAGUGGAAUAUCUCAGCCGGAAAAAAGCGACUUCAUCGCGUUUUACUGCCCAAUUGAUGUUGAAGCAAGCCGGUAUUUGGACUAUUUCUAUGUCACUGUCUCAUCGAAUUAUACAUCUGGGUACGGAUGGAAUCAGGUUAAUGUUUACAACAUGAGGACGAGCUGUGAGUUCCGAUACUAUCAGAAGAACUAUAUUCAUGUUGCGACGAGCAACCUGCUGAAAUUUAAGGGAGGCGUUUACGCCCCUUUGCAAGGACACAUUGCUCUCACAGGCGAUCCAACACAAAUGAGAGUUAUGUGGCUGUCUGGAACAGGUAAGGUUUUCAACGGUACAAAAUUGUUUCCACUUUAAUUAUGCAACCUCUGACAAAACCGGUAGAUCAAGUUGCGAAAAUUUCCUCGCCGUUUUCUUGUCUCGUGACUAGACUAUCAGGUUAUCGGAUGGGGUGAUGUUUUUUCGUUGUCGUUAGCGUGACAUUUUGUUUCUCUUCAUGGUUGUAAGUUGUCACGUGUUACAGAAAUUGUUUAUCCACCAAAGCGCACGAUCUCGAACAAAAAAUCAUUAAAACUGACAUCUUGCUGAAUCCAUGAAUUGAUAUUCGAACCUAAUUAAACGAAAAGUUGCGCAUUUACAAGAGAAACGAAAGCAAGCCUUAAGGCAAAUUGCAUAGCCUGUGUAUAGGCUACAAAUUGCAAAGACAUGUUUGGGAUUUAUGGAGUCCAGAAGCGGCUUAAUUAGUUAAGUAAGAUGGGCUUUUUCUGCCAAAGCUUUAUUCUUUCUUCUCAAACGAGGCCUUGUGGAUCUCUUUUCUGAACUUCGUUGGAGGAGAGAAAAGAAAGAAAACCUCGCAAGUACUCAUUGAAAAGGCAUUUUAAGACAGACGUGUCUUAACCACUCAAAAGCGCGAACAAUACUUUUUCACGUGAAAAAUAGUAGUUUCGUCUAAUCAGAAGGCACUAACACUGUUUUCUUAAUGCAUGACUUCGUUGUCCAUUUCCCCUCCUUUCGGUAUUUUCGUCGCCUUUCCUUAUUUUAUCAGUCACACACACUGAGAUAAAAGAAAAAAGGAUUUUCCUUGUAGAUCGGAAAAUGCAGUGAAAUAGACAGUGUCACAGAAGAGGACGUUGUCAUGACAAAGCCCAUCACGCUCUCUUGGUUGUAAAACAGUACUUUAUGGAAAGUCCUUUGUACGGUAUGUGCGAGGGCAUAUAAAAGUAGUGGCCUGGUAUCUACGUACGUACUCUGAUUCUUUCUGCUAAAUUUAUUAGACGUUCUUACGGUACAUAAUGUUUAUCGAUUUCAGAUUCUAAAAUUCACGUACCUCUGGCAUAAAGGCCUCCUUCCAAAGCUGUUCUCAAACUAUUUUCAAUAUGCCAAUAAUGUCCACAAAAAAAGUGUAAUGUCCGUAAAAAAAGUGCGAACUAAUACGGGGAAACAAACAAUCGGAUAUGCUGCAUGUACCGUCUGGGACAAAAUUCCCUUAACUCUUAAGGAACUAAACACGUACCAAUUCCAAAAACAUUUGAAACCAUAUUUGUUGUCAGAACAACAUAGUUAACAUAACUUAAGGAUAUACUCUUUCUUUCUUAUCUUAAUACAUUGUAUUUUAAAACUGCUUCUUUGGAAAUAAAUUCUAUCUCAAUUCUCUAAAACUUUAAAUUCUGGAGAACUGGCUAGAAAAUCUUAGGAUUAUUUCAGCUCCAGGCCUUAUUAAGUACAAAUAAAUAAAUAUAUAUUUUUUCUCUCUUUAAUGUAUAUAAUUAAGUACAAGGCGAAUAAAGGUAUUGUUGUUGUUGUUGUUCGUUGCGCCAACGUUGCGCCACUCGUUUGAUUUGUGACAUAAGUCGUUGGUAAAUACUCCUCUGUAUAGUUACUGGGUAACUACUAAACCCCGAAUAUUUUCCUUGGUUGAUGCUUACCCUACCGGCUUCCAAGUAACGAAGCUUAUGAUUAUGCCUUUAGCGGGUUUCUUUCCCUAAUUAUUUUCUUUCUCUUAAUUUAGAUGAUAUUCCGGUUGUGAGCUAUGGAAAAGACCCGUCUUUGCGUCUCACAGCCAAAGGAACCUCAAAGACGUACACCAAGACGGAAAUGUGUGGACCGCCUGCAUCGCUAAAUGGCUUCUCAAAUCCUGGCUACAUUCACGAUGUUCUACUGACAAAUCUCACUCCGUCUUCAGAUUAUUUUUACUCCUACGGAUCUUCUAAGGUUCGUGAGUCAAAAUUUAAUCGACCGAAUUAGUUCGACUGUUUUGAGUGUAAAUCGACAAAUUGUUGAGCAGAACGCUCAUAUGGUCUAAUCAGUAUGUUCUUAUUUGUUCCUCAGAUGAUGAGUGCUGUGCGCAAGUUUCGAAGCCAGCCAAUCACAGGCCCCGAUGAAUCGUUUAGUUUUGUCGUUUACGGUGAUAUGGGAGUGACCGCUGACCCCGGUUCGCAUGAUACUGCAAAGUACAUGAUUGAAGAAGCCGCGAAAGGCCGCUCAUUAGUUUUCCAUGUCGGAGAUAUCUCUUACGCACGAGGAUAUGUAAGAAAAAGCUUCUAAGGGACGGACCAUUAGAAAACUUAUGGGGGGUGGGCGAAGCUCAAAAAAAAUUUCGGUUUAAUUCAAAAAAAUUCUUGAACGCCAAUUAACCCUAAGAAAUAUUCAUGCAAGGGCCUGAAAAAAAUUCAUACAAGGAAUUUGAUAACGAAAAAAAAUUCCUGCGGCUCGAAAAUUCCCCCCCCCCCCCCCCCAUAACUUUUCUAAUGGUCCGUCCCUAAACACUCUAGACAUGCUAUUAUUUUUGUCUAGGUUCACCCGCCUUAAAACGGACAGGACGGCGGAUCUGCAGUCAUUUCAGGGCACAUAAACGGAAGAAUAUAUCUUGUUGCUUGCCGUUUAUACCAAAAGAAAGUUUGGGAUUUCAUUAGCACAUUUUAUAAGAGUAAAAACAAGCACUAAUUUUAGCAUAAAAAACAUCACCUGCGGAAAAUGCUUUUCAACCGCUGUUGUCGUAUUUCAACGAAUUCACCCCUUGAAUUAACAAGCAGGUUAACUUUCAUUUCUUUCAUAUUUUAAGUCUCUCCUGUUUUUCAUUUAGGCUUACAUCUGGGAUCAAUGGCACGCACUCAUCGAGCCGUUCGCAACAAUAAUGCCAUAUAUGGUGGGCAUAGGCAAUCACGAGCAAGACCAUAAUUCAGGAGGCUCCAAGGACCCCAGUGGCGCCCCAGGUGAGGGCUGGCACCCCUGGUGGGGCAACUUUGGUGAUGACUCAGGGGGAGAGUGUGGGGUACCCAUGUACUAUCGAUUCCACAUGCCUGACAAUGGAAAUGCUGUGUGGUGGUGAGUUUGUGUUAUUGGUCAUUAAUGAACGAUUACCGGGCUCCUGACAGGAUGAUUACUCGCUAUAUUUUUAUGAUAUAUUUUAAUUUAUAACCAUGGCUCCUCAGGAUUUUUUGCCAUCAGCAGACUCACUUGUUUGAAGCAUGUUUGAAGUCAUUGACGCAUUAAAAUGGCGUUGUAAGGCAUAGCAAGCUCUCCAUUUCUAGUAAGCGAAGCGAGCCGUGAGGGAACGCGCGAUCAGGCUCCUCGCACACUCGCGUCUCCUUUAGCGUGCUGCUCUCGCGUGACUUCUCGCGACUCUUCCCAAUGGAUAAUUUGCUCGCAGGCUAUGUAAGGCAGGAAUGGACACCCUGCAUUCGGCCAAUGAGCUUCCAGAAUUUCACACAGAACACGAAUAUUAACUGUAGUUAACUACUGUAUUCCGUGAAGUAAUAAUACUAUACGAUCUUGCUAACUAUCAAGUAUUUUUUAGGUACAGUUACGAUUAUGGCAGCGUACACUUCAUUAUGAUGAGCUCAGAGCAUGAUUUCAGAGAGGGUUCGAGGCAAUACAAGUGGCUAGAAAAUGACUUGAAAAAUGUCGAUCGAAAGAAAACGCCUUGGGUUGUGCUCGGCGGACACCGGCCGAUGUAUACCAGCCAGGAAGUAUUAAGUAAUAACAAUAGUUAAAAUUUACAACGAGAGAUUAGUUAUCACCAACUUUUAAGACAACUUAAAUACUUUUAAAUGGCGCGCAAGAGUUCUUAAUUCAACAUUUAUUUGGCUUAUGUCUUUUUGGCUAUAAAACACGAUUAGCUUGUGGACAAAUGUUCUUUCGUGGUACGUCUGUCGAUAUGACGAGGUCAGUCUAGUCAUCUUGGUACUGGCGAAUCCUGCUUUUACGCUGGCUCGUCCCCAGUCCCUCACGAUCGCGUAUCUAAAGAUAUUUUAUUUACUAAACCUCUUAAGCUACGGUAAAACAGGCCGCAAAACAUACAACUUGUUUUUCAACAUUUCUGCAAAGCGGUUGAAAAGCUAUGUUGCGCGCCUUUUUACCAACCACGUUUAAACCUGUCUAGCAACAAACAAGGUUAUAGCCUGCGUCGCAGACAUUCUUAACCUUCUGUUUAUAGCCUAUACCAAUGGUUUACGCGAUACGUGGGCUGGCUACAACGCAGGCUAAACAGGUGGAUGCAAGUUGCGUGAAUACCGACUCCUGACUGGAUAAAAUUACGCGGGAGUCACGCCAUAAAUGGAUUUACGUCACUUGCUUCAAAAUAAGUUUGCCCCAUGGGCUAGUAUAACGUGUAGCACACGUACAGAUUUUGCCGCGAAAAGAAGAACUACUCUCUUCUUUCUGCAACAAUUUUUCGCAACCUGCAAUGACCUGAUUUGUUGCAAGGCAGGUUGAACGUGGGUGGUAAAACGCGCAAUAUCGCUAUUCAAUUCGUUUUCCAGCUAUGUCGCACUGAAACAAGUUGCACGUUUCUGUUAUCCGUUUUUCCGUACCCUUAAACUUAUGUUUUGUUUUUCCGAGGUAGGUCCCUUGAUGAUAUUCUAGAGAACUGUUGUUUCUUUAAAAUGACAUUUUUUUCUUAUUGACGUACGUGUAUGCGCAUAAUUUAUGAAAAGUAAGCCGAAAGGCGCAAAUUGUCUUAAGACUUUCACUUGGAAAGCAAAACAUAUCAAGUUAAAAAGGUCUAUUAUCAUUAUAGACGAGAUCGAGAGUAGGCGCCAAGGAAGAUACGAGGAGGUGGGGGGGAGAUUAGACGGAACGACUCUCCCAUCUCUGCUUGCUACUGCUCUGUGGUUCGCUCCAAUGAUCCCCCACUCGCGCUUCGCGCUCGUUCCCAGCUCGUCUCCCUGCUGAGCCUAAGAAGGAGCCAUUAUGGCUCUUGGCCUAAGAAAAGCCCACGGAGGAGGCAGUUGGCUACGUAGCUGGUAUAUCAAGCCAAUCUGGUGCCGAAAGAUUCUUUAGCAGUGUGCGUGGACAAAGUUAAAGCCUUUCCCGUCGUUUUCGAAUGUAACCCGUUGCCCUGAUGGGCUCCUGCCAUUAAAGGAGCUGUGUCACGAAAUUCAGCCAAAUUAGAAAAUUACAAAAUGCCUGUUAAAUUAAGAGAAACAUAAAAAUAACCGCUUAAAACUUAAAAGGAAGGUUAAAAUAACAUAACAGAAACAACAGAUGCCACGGAUGGGCAAAACUGAAGAAGAUUGAAACGGAUUGAAAUUAGGAUUUUUGAAUGAAAACUGUUCAGCCUAACAGUUUUUCAAAGUUGAUCCCUAAUGCUUGCAACUUCAAAAAUAAUGCUCAGGAGACAUAUUUGUGUGCCUCGGAUCUCUGAUUUUGUCAUCUACGUGUAAUUUCUUUGCUUACUUUAAGUUCCAUAGCGAUUGAGGGCGAGUAAUUCGCAAAAUUAAACAAAAUGAACUGGACUGCCGUGACACAGGCCCUUUAAUGAGUACUGUGUUUCUAAGUUAUGCAAACUAACGUACUGUUCUGUGGUGCUGUUUAUUGAGCUGUACUUGGUGGCCCUUGUUUCUUUAAUUUAUCUUAUAUUGGAAAUGAUAUGGAUGCUUUUUAAAUUCUGGACACUCAGGGGAGCGAAAAGAUUAACUUGUAAACUUAUUUUACUCCCUGUUUAGGUGAUUACAUCGUGUCCAUAGGCAUGCAGUACUAUUUGGAGGAGCUUUUUCACAAGUACAAAGUAGAUUUAGCCUUUUGGGGACACUACCACAGCUACGAAAGGACAUGUGCAGUUUAUAAGCAGACAUGUCAAAGUGAAGGAAUGGGCACCACACACAUCGUAGUGGGAUCGGCAGGAUUUGCACUGGACCAAGAGGACUAUUACAAAGUGGAGUGGUCUCGCUUUCACGAGAACGAUUAUGGAUAUGGCAGAGUACUGGUAGCAAAUAGGUCAGCACUUUAUUACGAGUGGGUUCGAAAUAAGGAUAAGGUCGUUAGGGAUAAAGUUUGGUUGAUAAAAUCAGAUUCGUAGAAAGAAGUAGAAGAAGAGAAACGAUGAUCUCAAAC
Molecule: messenger RNA, 16125 nt
Organism: Porites lobata
Lineage: Eukaryota; Metazoa; Cnidaria; Anthozoa; Scleractinia; Poritidae
Source: the annotation of a GenBank genome assembly